CGAAAGAGCGUGGAAGCUAGUCUAGGCUACUGCGUCAUAGCACCAUCCCAUUAAGCUCGGCCGGCGCCCCGAUAAGCUACCCCGACAUCUGCCUCUGUCAAUCAACAUCCUCUCCUUCCAAGGCAGGACAUGAAUUCAGCAUCCUCAGUUUAAAAUAAAUAUCGCCAACUAUGCCUUCUACCGUUGAAAUCACCAUACCGAAUUCGACCCUGGUGGAAGGCUACACAAAGUACAAUAUUACCAUCCGCCUCCCCCUCCGAUCGUACGUCGUUCAGAAGCGAUAUUCCGAAUUCGCAUCCUUCCACGACUCCCUUUCCCACCAGGUAGGCGCUCAGCCUCCUGUUCCGCUCCCCAAGAAGUCAUGGUUUUCCAAUACAAAUUCAAAUGAGAGACUUCGAGAGGAACGACGACAAGGGCUGGAGAAAUACCUGCAAGCGAUCAACAACACAGAAGAUCAGCGCUGGCGGAACACCAGUAUUUGGAGGUCGUUCUUGAAUCUUCCAAGCCAAUCAAUUUCGGUAGAUAAUAGUUCAUCCACGAGAUUACACAAGGCUAUUACAGUUCCAGGCAGCGUCGGAUCGGCACCUAUUAUAGACCCAGUGCUAUGGCUAGACUGUCAUCGCGAACUGAAAACCCACUUACAUGAUGCACGGUUGCAUUUGACGAGACGGGAUCAAGCAACCUCACCUCAGAAACAGCAUGAAAGCUCUGCACAUGCCAAGAGCAGUUUGACUAAGGCCGGGACAAUGAUAUUGGCUCUGGAAGGAGGAUUGAAAGACCCUGGCAACGACGCCUGGGUUGGUAGCGGUCUUGGAGAGGGUGAAAUAAGACGGAGAAAAGAUCUUCUAGCUAGCGCUAAGAAGGAGAAGGAUGGUUUGGAGAACCUACAUAGCGCCAUGAUGCAGAAAAGCAAGUUGGAUGCUGCUGUAGCGUCAAUUCAAGAUAAGGACAAACUUAUAGGAAGCGCAAAGCCUCGUGUGGGCCGAGUCCUAGGAAAAGAAACCGACAAGACCCGUGAGCUAGAUAACCAAGGAGUGCUUCAACUCCAGAAGCAGACUAUGGAAAAUCAAGACAAGAGCGUGGACGAGCUGAUGAAGAUCAUCACGCGGCAACGAGAACUGGGAGUUGCUAUAAAUAAUGAACUUGAGAUUCAAAAUGAGCUUCUGAAAUUGACUGAUGAGGAUACCGAAAGACUAGAACGCAAGAUCGAGAUUGGAAAGAAACGAGUUGGGAAGAUUUCUUAAGGUCUAUGCUGAGGUGGAAGCGAAAUAAACAUGCAUAUCAUAUACGAUUCUUUACAAAUUACGAUAUACCCCUGCGCUCAUCAUGGAUAUAGCUUCAAUCUUUCAGCAUGGGCAGCACUUUGAGCGAUUUAUUAAUACUGACUGAUUCUAUUGUCACUACAUCAUGAUAUCUAGACUGAGACAUAGGCAGCCACUAAUUAUUUGAGAGAUAAGAACU
Talaromyces proteolyticus is the source of this 1461-nucleotide messenger RNA. RefSeq names its product putative SNARE complex subunit. Gene Ontology annotation, molecular function: phosphatidylinositol binding. The transcript is spliced from 2 exons. Lineage: Eukaryota; Fungi; Ascomycota; Eurotiomycetes; Eurotiales; Trichocomaceae. Bases 171 to 1244 code for a protein of 357 amino acids. The record is from RefSeq and is a predicted model, not a curated record. Gene Ontology annotation, cellular component: intracellular membrane-bounded organelle.